AUGACAUACAUGACGGGAUCCAGACCAACUCCCAAAGUAGCAGCUGGCGAUGAUGGGGAGGACCCAGCUGUAGCCGAAAUCGGCAAAGAAGCAGGGCAAAAUACUGAGAGUUGCCAGAAUCAGACGCCCAGUCUCGGCGUCGACCACUCAGGAGAAGGAACAGAGCAAAGGACAAACAAUCCAGGAUCUGGCAGCAAUGGACCAAUCGGUGCUCGCAAGCCGUUUGCAGCUACUGCACGCCAAACAGCGGUUAGGCAGUUCCUAGCGCUGCGACCUCAAGGAAAUCCCCAGGAGUGCUUCCAAUGA
Molecule: messenger RNA, 306 nt
Organism: Trichoderma atroviride IMI 206040
Lineage: Eukaryota; Fungi; Ascomycota; Sordariomycetes; Hypocreales; Hypocreaceae
Source: RefSeq, a predicted model, not a curated record